Molecule: messenger RNA, 444 nt
Organism: Debaryomyces hansenii CBS767
Lineage: Eukaryota; Fungi; Ascomycota; Pichiomycetes; Serinales; Debaryomycetaceae
Exons: 1
Coding region: 1-444 (147 amino acids)
Source: RefSeq, a predicted model, not a curated record
AUGAGUAAACGACCUAGAAGGGAAAGUGACGUUGAAUAUAAUGAAGAGCAGGUGUUGACAUCACGCGGAACUGUCAUAAAUUGUUCUAUACCUCCAUGUCAUUCAAAUCCCAUUAGCUUUAAUGAUUAUUUAGCGUACGAAGCGCAUAUAGUUGAUACCCAUAAUUUUCUUUGUUUAGAAUGUCAGAAGAAGUUUCCAUCAGAAACAUUUCUUGAUAUACAUAUUGAUGAAAAUCACAAUCCAUUUUUUCAAAUAAGUAAAGAAAAGGGAGAAAAGGUUUAUAAAUGCUUUCAAUAUUCGUUAACUGGUGGAUGUAAAAAGAUAUGUAUUGAUAGACGAAAAAGAAGAUUACAUAUGAUUGAUAAACAUGCUUACCCACGGAACUUCAACUUUGGCGUAGUCGAUAGCGGAAUAGAUCCAAAAAAACCUUCUCUAUUAAAAUGA